UGCUCGGCAUCGGCUCUCGGCGUUUCUUUAAAGAUGCGGGGAAUGCUCGGGUAGCCGAUCAUCUAAAAAAUAUGUACAUAUAAACACGUUGUUCUCUUUUUCGACCAGUUUGUUCUUCAAUUUGCAUAUUGAAUGUCAAAAUGAUCUUCGAACCGGCCGAGAAAUUGCACAUUCCCACCAAGGACCUUCUGUCGUACAUUUUCGACAAUCCCAAAUACGACCAAGAUGAGCCAAUUUAUAGAGACCCUGCAAAUCCCUCGCGGUCAGUUUCAUGCAAUCAGGCCCGGAGGCUGAUCCGCCAGUUGGUCGCGGGACUGCAAGCAUGGGGUGUGCAAAAGGGUGAUUGUGUCGCGAUUCAUGCGUUCAAUGAUAUUUAUUACAGUAUUCUGGUCCUGGCGAUUGUGGGCGCUGGUGGGAUUUUCACCGGUACGAAUCCAUCGUACACGCCAAUGGAGUUGGAGCACCACUUUAAAGCAUCAGAGGCCAAAUUUUUGGUUUCGGAGCCGGAGAUUCUGGGCUCACUCAAGUCUGCUGCACAGGGAGUUGGUAUUUCAGAGAGCAAUAUUCUCAUUUUCAACGCUCUCGGACAAGAUGUCCCGUCCGGAUUCCGAUCGUGGGAUAACCUUCUCAAGGCCGGCGAGAAGGACUGGGUGCGGUUCGACGAUCUGAAAACUACAAAAGAGACUACGGCAGCAAGACUGUUUAGCAGCGGUACAACCGGUCUGCCCAAGGCUGUCACCAUCACGCACUAUAACAUGGCAGCGCAACACGAAUUGGUCUUCGAAGUGCAUCCCCGACCGUAUCGAGUAUGCAGAAUAAUAGCUACGCCAGUUUUCCACGCAGCAGCAGCUCCGUCAACUCACUUCUCGACCCUGAAAUCCGGCUAUAUCGUCUACAUCAUGCGCCGCUUCGAUCUCAAUGAGUAUCUCGAAGCCGUUGAGAGAUACAACGUCACUGACAUGUUCAUGGUGCCUCCAAUCGCGGUCGGAAUCCUCAUGAGCCCGCAUGCCAGGGCGCGGCCGUUCUUGAAGAAGCUCAAGAUGGCGGGAUGCGGUGCUGCGCCGCUGGGCCGCGAUGUUCAGGGCAAAUUCCACGAGCUCAUGAAUAAAGAGGCGCCAUUCACGCAGGUAUGGGGUAUGACUGAGACGAGCUGCGUGGCUAUGUCUUUCCGGUUUCCGGAGCACGACGAUACUGGCUCUGUGGGACGGCUGAUUCCUAAUCUUGAGGCGAAACUUAUCGAUAUUGAUGGGAAUAAUAUCUCUGCGUACAACACCCGCGGGGAAAUCUGUGUCCGCGGCCCAACCGUCACGCCCGGUUACUUUAAGAAUCCCGAAGCCAACGCCUCCUCCUUCGAUGCGGACGGCUGGUUCAAAACCGGCGACAUUGCUUACUGCGACGAAGCGACUGGUAAAUGGUACAUCGUGGACCGAAGGAAGGAACUCAUCAAAGUCCGCGGGUUUCAGGUUGCCCCCGCGGAACUUGAAGCUGUACUACUGUUGCAUCCGCAGAUUGUCGACGCGGCUGUUAUUGGAAUUAGCUUCCCAGAAUCGGAUAGUGAAUGGCCCCGGGCGUAUAUCGUCAAGAGGCCUACGGAGGAAGGGCAGAAGUUGACGGUGGAGGAUGUACAGAAGUAUAUGAAGGAGCGGUUGGCGAAGUACAAGUCACUGACGGGUGGCGUUGUCUUUGUGGAAGGGGUGCCAAAGAAUGCUAGUGGGAAGAUUCUGAAGAAAGUGUUGAAGGAGAUCAGCAAGAGGGAGAUUGAGGUUGGCAUGAUUAAGCCGAGGCUGUAAGACGAUUCUGCAAAUGUGUACAUCAAUACAAUAAAAGAUAUAGUAUCUACAGACACUUAACAUCUCAAACAAGACUAUGUAUUAACGCAGAUCAAGGAAGAGGAGGAACCAUCUUCAAAUCCACAAACUCCUGAAACACCUUGAAAACAGACUCCGUACUGUCGACGAAUCCAAAGAACCCAAGUUUCUUCGCUUUGGCGGUACUACUACAGUCAGAGUCAUGUUCAACUGAAAUGGUGGCGUCGAUGGCAUCCACUCACCUGAAAAGAAUAGGAUAUG
Aspergillus glaucus CBS 516.65 is the source of this 2069-nucleotide messenger RNA. Its product is annotated as acyl--CoA ligase. NCBI's taxonomy places the organism in Eukaryota, Fungi, Ascomycota, Eurotiomycetes, Eurotiales, Aspergillaceae. The transcript has 4 exons. Gene Ontology annotation, biological process: secondary metabolic process. The record is from RefSeq and is a predicted model, not a curated record. Bases 141 to 1790 code for a protein of 549 amino acids. Gene Ontology annotation, molecular function: CoA-ligase activity.